Molecule: messenger RNA, 3464 nt
Organism: Camellia sinensis
Lineage: Eukaryota; Viridiplantae; Streptophyta; Magnoliopsida; Ericales; Theaceae
Product: Tetratricopeptide repeat (TPR)-like superfamily protein
Molecular function (GO): protein binding
Source: RefSeq, a predicted model, not a curated record
CCGAAAUUUGUUCAGAAUACCACAUCACAUGUGAACUGAGUCGACCUUGUCCAAGCUGAGGCCUUUCACUCCGAACUGUUCAAAUCUCUUUACAAAAUCGAAGGUACUUCUCUCAAUCCCAUCUUUCUUACCUUUCAAUCUCUCGUUUUCUCACAUCUUUGUAAUCCAUGGCAAUACCAUCAAUUUCUCGUUUUCUCACAUCUUCAAUUCGCCCCAAACCCCCCAAUUUUUCACUCACAACAACCCUUGCAUUCACAACCUCUUCCUCAUCAGACAAUUACUGGACCCAUUUGCAGAAAAAUGGUUCAAACGUAGAAAAAACCCUAAACAAAGUUAAGGCCAAACUGGACACUACAUGUGUUAAUGAGGUUAUAUCUAAGUGUGCCCUUAAUCAACCUCUUUUGGGUCUUAGGUUCUUUAUUUGGGCUGGUCUUCAACCUAGCUAUAGACAUAGUUCAUAUAUGUAUAGCAAAGCUUGUCAAUUGUUUGAUAUUAAUCGAAACCCUCGAAUGGUUACUGAUGUUCUUGAGACUUAUCGGGUUGAGGGGUGUUUGGUUAGUGUUAAGACAUUCAAGAUUGUUUUGAAUUUGUGUAGAAAGGCUAAUCUUGCUGAUGAGGGUUUGUGGGUUUUGAGGAAGAUGAAGGAAUUUAAUUGUCGCGCGGAUACAACGGCUUAUAAUGUCGUUAUCGGGCUGUUUUGUGAUAAGGGAGAUAUGGAUGUCGCUGCAGAGUUGAUGAGUGAGAUGGGUUUGAUUAAUUUGUAUCCUGAUAUGAUUACUUAUAUUGCAAUGAUUAAAGGGUUUUGUAAUGCCAGUAGGCUGGAGGAUGCUUGUGCACUUUUUAAAGUUAUGAGGGGUCACGGCUGUUUGCCCAAUGCAGUGGCAUAUUCUGCCCUUCUUGAUGGGGUUUGUAGGUUUGGGAGUUUGGAAAAGGCAUUGGAGUUGUUGCUAGAGAUGGAGAAAGAGGGUGGGGAUUGUAGUCCAAAUGUUAUAUCAUAUACUUCUGUUAUUCAAGCAUUUUGUGAGAAAAGUCGGACAAUGGAAGCAUUGCAAAUUUUGGAUAGAAUAGAGGCUAACGGUUGUUCUCCAAAUAGGGUGACAAUCAGUACUUUGAUGAAGGGGCUUUGCACUGAAGGACAUGUAGAGGAGGCUUAUAAGAUGAUUGACAAAGUUGUUGCAGGAGGUAGUGUUCCAGAGGGUGAGUGCUAUAGUUCUCUUGUGGUGUCUUUGCUAAGAAUUAAAAAACUUGAAGAGGCAGAGAAGCUUUUCAGGAGGAUGCUAGCUAGUGCAUUGAAGCCUGAUGGUUUGGCUUCUAGCAUUAUGAUAAAGGGUCUUUGUUUGGAGGGACGGGUGUUGGAUGGGUUUCACUUGUACAAUGAAAUUGAGAAGAUGGAUUGCUUGUCUUCCAUCGAUUUGGAUAUUUAUUCUAUUCUUUUGGCUGGUCUUUGUAAAGAAAGUCAUUUGGUGGAAGCUGCAGAACUUGCUAGAUUAAUGGUUGAGAAAAAAAUCCAACUGAAAGCUCCUUAUGUGGACAAUAUAGUUGAACAUCUGAAGAUUUCUGGCGAAAAGGAACUUUUUCCCCAUCUCACUAGUAUAUAGAAGUGAUUUUGUGCAAAGAUUGAAUUCAAUCUAUUUCAGAAGUUCUGCUUUUUAAACAUGUGAAUGAGAUUAGAUCAAAUGAUUUAAUAGUGAGAAAACAAGCUUGAGCCGCAUUGGCAGUUGAAACAUUUCUAACACAGAGGAAACAGGCUUGAGGCUGACUGCUGUCAAAUUGCACUUGCUUUUCUCCACAAAGUGCCUUGGUUUCUGUUGUUUCAUAGCAUGGUUGAACUUCCUUUGGGCUUAAUCAAUCCAAAAGGCCAAGUUAACUGAUUGUUUCUAAUUAAGUUUAGUGAUGAGGGUGUGUUGUGGGUUACUUAUGGUUACUGCGUUGAGGUUGGUAAGUGGUAGACACAACAAAGAUCACGUUAUUGGAAAUUGUGUUUUUCUGUGAUAAACCAGCUUGUCACAGCCCAUCUGAAAAAUCCUUUCCUUUGAAGACUUUAUAAUUUCAGUGUGGGCAUCAAACUAAAUUCGAAAGCAUUUCUGCAGCCUAUUAUGCAUCAUGGAUGGUAAUUGACUUAAUAUCACUUCUUUGAGCUCUUGUUGGUUUUGUACAUAACUGCCAAAGAAGUUCCUUACUUCAAUGGCUGUUUCUACUCUUUAUUCAAUAAGAUCAUUGUUCAGCUUUCAGAGAAGCCUUUAAUGAGGAACAGUAAUUUCCCAUCCGAGUGCUUUCAAAAAUAAAAUGAAAAUGAAAAAGAACAAGAGGGAGAGGGCGAGGAAAAAAAUCUAUGGAACCCACCUUUUCUUUUUUCUUUUUUGUUGUUGUUGUUGUUUUUUUUUUUUUAUGGGGGGGUGGGGUGGGUAAUGGAGUUGAAAGUGGACUGAUAAUGUUUGUAGGGCAGAAAGCUCGAAGGCCUAAAAGCAAAGGCAAGAUUUUGCUCUCCUUGUUUCUUCUUAUGCUAUGGGCAUAACUCAAUGUAUUUCCCCGUUUUGUUGUAUAUUACCAGAGUUUUCAAAUAUUUGAGGUUUAUUUAACUCCACAUAUAAACUGCUGAAGUUUCCAUACAUAUAAAUUUGCAAAGUCUCAAGCCUUUGUGAUUUUUUCGAAUUAGUUUAUUUGUUUCUGAGUCCACAAAGAUUGUAAAAAUUACCUCAAUAAGAAAAUUUUUAAAAAAUUACUGUAGGCAAAGUUGUCAUAAAGUGAAACCAGCCAUUGGUAAUUACCUGAUAUCUUCUUGAAGGUUUGACUGGUGUAGAGCACCAUUUUUUUUGGAGAUGAUCACCUAUUUAAGCAUAUUCCAUGUAAUGUUGGGUUAUGAAGGAGUCAAUUUCGCCAACAUGUUCUCCAAUCCAGACAUCAAAUUUUGUUUUCAGUUUAAUCAAUUUCUCUUUCAAUACUUCGCAUAUAUUACAUUUUAUAUAGGUGAAUCACGACAAUGUGACAAACUUCUAUACUCUGAUAAGCAUCAGGAACCACCUUGUUUGAAGUGCUGCAUUGCAGCAUGUGAUGGUUAGAACCUCUACAGAUGGACUCUAAUUGAAAAUGGAUUUUGGUAAUCUGGCAUCAUCAGAGUUUAUGAAAGCAAUUUCAAUGGGGGGAAGAGUGGAAUGCUGGUUUGAUAAAGGGAUGCAGAGUUGGAGAAGAUAGAGCCCGUGCAUCCAUUAUUGGCAAUUAAAGACCUCUCACCAAGACUUGGACAUUGCCAAAUUAAAGUUCCGAAUGACUUCCUUUGAUUGCCAAGAAAUUGUGGUGGCAGUUGACAUCAACAACAGGCGCCACCAUCCAAUUCCUCAAACAUUUUACAUGUAAUUUUGCUUUUCUUUUAUUUUUCUUGACGAUCUGAUAUUAGUCCAGUUGUGAACAACAUUCAAUAAUCUUUUUCUAGGUGAUAAAUAAAUUUCAGGUUUUUCAUUUUCUUA